CAUCGAAAUCAGGAAAAAAAAAAUUAAACUAUCAUGGCUGUUGGAAUGGCGUCAUAAAUAGUCUCUGACGUUGUUUAUAUUUGUGCAAAAAUAAUUUGAAGAGUGUUUUAUUGUGUUUUAAAUACCCGUUCAUUAGAAAUACAAUGUGAUUAAUCUUUUAAAUGGUUAUAUGGACAAUCAAAGAUAAUGUUUUAAGAGUCUUGUAACGAAACAAUGUCAAACAAUACUGUCGGCUCGUCAGGGCAUGCUCCCGGCAAAAUACGUGGACCUGGAAGACCCCCUAAACGGACAUGCACUUGGUGUGCUGAGAGUAAAACGCCUUUGAAGUAUGUUUUGCCUACGGAAAAUGGGAAAAAAGAAUUUUGUUCAGAAACGUGUUUGUCAGAAUUCCGACAAGCAUAUAGCAAAGGCGCUUGUCUUCACUGUGACAAUGUUAUACGCGGCAAUGCUCCAUCCAGUAGCAAAAAUUUUUGUUCGACGUAUUGUUUAAAUAAAUAUCAAAAGAAAAAUGAGAAGAGAACAACUUCGCCGCAAUCAGGGAAUGGAGCGAACGGUACCGAACCUCAUCAGAACAAUAAUUCGACAGGAUCGUUCUAUGACAUAUACCAGUCGUUUGAUUGGAAUGAAUAUAUGAAGGAAACUAAUAGUGUUGCUGCACCCCAAGAGUGUUUUAAGCAAGCUCCAAAUCCUCCAGUGAAUGACUUUAAAGUUAAUAUGAAACUCGAAGCUUUGGACCCUCGUAAUUUGACAUCAACUUGCAUUGCUACAGUUGUUGGUGUAUUGGGUCCGAGAUUGAGGCUUAGACUUGAUGGCAGUGAUAAUAAAAAUGAUUUUUGGAGGCUUGUUGAUGCUGGUGAUAUUCAUCCUAUAGGUUAUUGUGAGAAAAAUGAUGGUAUGUUGCAACCACCUCUUGGUUUUCGUAUGAAUGCCAGCAGUUGGCCUAUGUUCUUGCUGAAAACAUUAAAUGGGGCGGAGAUGGCUCCAUCAAAGGUCUUUCAACCUGAACCACCUACUCCUAAAUCAAAUUUGUUUGUUGUUGGUCAAAAAUUAGAAGCUGUUGAUAAAAAAAAUCCACAACUUAUAUGUUGUGCAACUGUUGGUGCCGUGAAAAAUGAUCAGAUACAUGUUACUUUUGAUGGUUGGAGGGGGGCUUUUGAUUACUGGUGUAAAUAUGACUCUCGAGACAUAUUUCCUGUUGGCUGGUGUGCAAGAGCAGGUCACUUAUUACAGCCACCUGGUCAAAAAAGUGCUACAGCGCCUUCUAGAUUUAAAUUGCGUCCCAGUGGUAUUCCUAAUCCAGCUUUACCAGAAGGGGGAUCAACUGGUACAGGCAAUGCAAAUGGAGCUAACACUGUAACUCCAUUAGCAAAUGUUGUUUUACGUAUCCGUAAUAGUUGUUCUGGAGGGAAUGCCGCCUUACCAUCCUCCAUCACCGGUGUCGGUGCUUCAGGUGUAGCUGAAAACCUAGUUAAAGAGUUACUUGUUACAUAUACAGAUCCUCAAAAACUUACAAGGGCAAUACUUACUGCAUCAAAUAGCUAUUCAAAUAAUACUAAUGUACAGGUAUCAGUUGGCAAUAAGAAUUACCCAGUUAAAGUGCCUCAGGAAUUAUCAACCGAAGACCUAAAGAAUUGGUUAAAAUUAGUGUGUAAUGGUAUAGGGUGCUGUGUGGGAAUGAUAGAAAUAGAUACAGGUGAAGCCGCAGGACGGCCUUGUACACUGUGUGGUGAAUCUACCUCAAAUACUGUCACAUCUGCAGUUAAAAGACCGAAAAGUGAGUCUCCAACUCCAUGCACUAAUGGCGAUUCCGGUUGUAAGCUGGCUCGUGUGUCUCCUGAACGUCCUGAGCCGGCGUCAUCGACAACGUGUGCCCCCCCUCCCCCUGCCCCCGCCGCCGCCCCCGCCGACUGGUCCGUGGAGGAUGUCAUCGGAUUUAUCGCUGCAGCUGACCAAGCUCUUGCCGCCCAUGCUGAUCUAUUCAGGAAGCAUGAAAUAGAUGGCAAGGCGCUCUUGUUAUUGAAUUCUGACAUGAUGAUGAAAUACAUGGGUCUGAAACUUGGUCCCGCCUUAAAAAUAUGCAAUUUGGUAUCUAAAAUAAAAAAUCGUCGACAUUAUAGCACCUAGCUUAUGUAGAAUCGGCUUCACUCUCUUGAAGUCGAACCUAUUAUGGAUUUUUUAGCUUUGGCUUAUAGUAUUCCUAUUUUUGCAUUUUCACUUAACACUAUACAUUGCAAGCUUUCGUUAUUAGAUAUUGAAUCUCACCAGACUUUGAUCACAUUAGGAACACAAAGGAGAUACAAAAGUACAAAAUUUGAUAUGUAAUAAGGGUGUUGAUCUGUGAGGUCAUUCUGCAUAUUAAUUUGCUUAUAGUGCUUCAACUAAGAUUAUUUCAUAAAAGUAUUGGAGAGAAACUGUUUUGGUAUAAAAUAUUUUUUCUGUUCACCUAUUGUUAUAAUAACUAGUAAUAUUUAAUGCUGUUUGGAUUUUCAAAUGUAAUUACUAUUUCCUGUAAGAUAAAUUAUAGAAUAGUCAUGUAAAUAAGUAUUUCCAUUGAGUGAACAUGCAUUUAAUGUAGUUUGUACUCAUAAUGCAGUAUAUCAUAUAUAAUUAAGUCUUGAGAGUUGUUAAACAUUUCACUUUAUUAUUUGUUAUUUCUUAUGUACAUAUUUUAAUGAAUUGGCUAGUCGUUUACAGAAUAAUGCUAAACUUUGAUGCUUGAUACAUAAGCCCACACAGUUAUUUUUAUUUAUUUUAACAAUAAUUCUUUGUAUAAAACAAUUUACAUGUAAUGUUUGGUCACACAUGAGGUUUAAUUCAUUAGCUGUGUCGACAUUUGUAUCAAUAAACAAAUAGAAAAUUUAGUAUAUGAACAGAAAUUUUAUUGUAGAUUAGGUCUAGUGCCUUUCAAUAAUUAGAAGUACUUCCCUGCCGCGUAAAGUCCAAAUACAUAACUCCAAUGACAUGUCUACUUAAUAUAAAUAACUGUUUAAUAUACAUUUUUUAUAUUUACAAACUGUGAAUAUAUACGAUUUACAGUUUUAUAUAAGGAAUAUCUCGUUUCGCCGCCAAGUGCCCGUGUCAGCAUUCUGUAUUAUUAGUGAUGUUCCUUGUUUAUCGAUGAUUAAUAUAUUGACUUCUCACAUAUGUUUUUAUAUCAUUUAAUAUAAUUGGAUAUAAUUUUGCCAUUGGAAGGGUUAUUGUAACAAUCUAAUGUUUCAUGUGAUAUCUCACUGUUAUUUGUUAUAGUGAUAUAGAAAUAAAAAAUAUAUAUAUAAAUAAAAUUAUGUUGCUAUGUAAAUUUAGUGUUAUUUUAAGUUGAUGCAUGACAACUACUAUGUGUAGAGACGUUUAUAUCAAAUCCAUGUUGCCUUUAUUGUUGCUGUAAAUAUAUUAUAUGUGAUUUGGAUGUAAGGUUACUUUAGUGGGUUUAAUUAGUUAGGAUAUUUAGAGCACACGGAUUUUUGAGUUUUAAUUUCGUGGUAUUAUUAAAAUGCACUUAAUAAUUUAGUAUGUUCCUUUGAUUUUCAGCUUUUUAUUUGAUUAAUUUAAACAUAUUAAUUAUAAAUAAAAAUGUUUUAUUUUUUUUUAUAAAGAAAGAUAGUGUAUGUAGCAAUAAAUAUUGUGGUAUAUAAUAUUGUAUGUAUUUAUUGUUCCAGAGAAUAUAAUAAUAAAAUUGUAUGAGUCUGUAUAUAAUAUAUAGAAUAAAAGUGAAAAUACUAUCACUUUACAAAGCUAUUAUUUUAUUACGGUAGAAUUUUUAAUAAUUUUAAUAUGUACAUAGCUGAAUAAUUCGAGACAGAUGUGUAUAAAUAAAAUAAAGUCAAAUAGAAAA
Molecule: messenger RNA, 3832 nt
Organism: Danaus plexippus (monarch butterfly)
Lineage: Eukaryota; Metazoa; Arthropoda; Insecta; Lepidoptera; Nymphalidae
Gene: Scm
Product: polycomb protein Scm
Exons: 5
Coding region: 214-2124 (636 amino acids)
Biological process (GO): regulation of DNA-templated transcription
Cellular component (GO): nucleus
Molecular function (GO): protein binding; zinc ion binding
Source: RefSeq, a predicted model, not a curated record